Molecule: messenger RNA, 2686 nt
Organism: Brachypodium distachyon (stiff brome)
Lineage: Eukaryota; Viridiplantae; Streptophyta; Magnoliopsida; Poales; Poaceae
Product: probable beta-D-xylosidase 7
Exons: 6
Coding region: 163-2523 (786 amino acids)
Biological process (GO): xylan catabolic process; arabinan catabolic process
Cellular component (GO): plant-type cell wall
Molecular function (GO): xylan 1,4-beta-xylosidase activity; alpha-L-arabinofuranosidase activity
Source: RefSeq, a predicted model, not a curated record
AAGCAUUGGCACGGAUAAGAGCCAGCAACAACAUGGGGAGCGCGAGCCCACGAUCACCGGGUAGUAGUUGGACUCCAUAUAUACCCCCUCGCCGAGUAGCCCGCCUCACUCAGCGGCACUGACGCACAGAGCCACUGAGCCUAGCUAGCUAAGCCAGCCACCAUGGCAGGACGGAGCAUCAUCUUCCACGUCGUGCUACCGCUGUGCCUCGUCCUGCAAGCGACCAUGGCGACGGACCCGCCCUUCUCGUGCGGGUCGCCGUCGAGCUACCCGUUCUGCGACAGGAAGCUGCCGAUCGGGCAGCGGGCGGCGGACCUGGCGUCGAGGCUGACGGUGGAGGAGAAGGUGUCUUUGCUGGGGGACGUGUCCCCGGGGGUGCCGCGGCUGGGCGUGCCGGCAUACAAGUGGUGGUCGGAGGCGCUGCACGGCGUGGCCAACGCCCCGGCCGACCGUGCCGGCGUCCGCUUCGACGACGGGCCCGUCCGCGCCGCCACCAGCUUCCCCCAGGUCCUCGUCACCGCCGCCUCCUUCAACCCGCACCUCUGGUACCGCAUCGGCCAGGUGAUCGGGAGGGAGGCUCGGGGCAUCUACAACAGCGGGCAGGCGGAAGGGCUCACCUUCUGGGCGCCAAACAUCAACGUCUUCCGGGACCCCCGGUGGGGCCGCGGCCAGGAGACCCCCGGCGAGGACCCCACCAUGACGGGCAAGUACGCCGCCGUCUUCGUCCGCGGCGUGCAGGGCUACGGCGCCUCCGGCGCCGUCAACUCCUCCGGCCUCGAGGCCUCCGCCUGCUGCAAGCACUUCACCGCCUACGACCUCGAGAACUGGAACGGCGUCACCCGCUUCGCCUUCAACGCCAAGGUGUCGGAGCAGGACCUGGCGGACACGUACAACCCGCCGUUCAGGAGCUGCGUCGAGGACGGCGGCGCCAGCGGCAUCAUGUGCUCCUAUAACCGCGUCAAUGGCGUUCCCACCUGCGCCGACCACAACCUGCUCUCCAAGACCGCCAGGGGAGACUGGAGGUUCAACGGGUACAUCACCUCAGACUGCGACGCCGUGGCCAUCAUCCAUGACGUGCAAGGAUAUGCCAAAGAACCAGAGGAUGCAGUUGCAGAUGUCCUCAAGGCUGGAAUGGACGUGAAUUGCGGCGACUACGUGCAGAAGCACGGCGUGUCGGCGUUCCACCAAGGGAAGAUCACGGAGCAGGACAUCGACAGAGCGCUGCAGAACCUCUUCGCCAUCAGGAUGAGGCUGGGGCUCUUCGACGGCAACCCGAAAUACAACCGGUACGGCAACAUCGGCGCGGACCAGGUGUGCAAGAAGGAGCACCAGGACCUGGCCCUGGAGGCCGCCCAGGACGGCAUCGUCCUUCUCAAGAACGACGCCGGCACGCUCCCGCUGCCGAAACAAAAGAUCUCGUCCCUCGCCGUCAUCGGGCACAACGCCAACGACGCACAGAGGCUCCAGGGGAACUACUUCGGCCCGCCCUGCAUCUCCGUCUCGCCGCUCCAGGCCCUGCAAGGGUACGUGAGGGAGACAAAGUUCGUGGCCGGGUGCAAUGCGGCCGUUUGUAACGUGUCGGACAUCGCGGGGGCGGCGAAGGCGGCGAGCGAGGCCGAGUACGUGGUGCUGUUCAUGGGGCUGGACCAGGACCAGGAGAGGGAGGAUCUCGACAGGAUCGAGCUCGGCCUCCCCGGGAUGCAGGAGAGCCUCGUCAAUGCCGUGGCCGAUGCCGCCAAGAAGCCGGUCGUCCUGGUUCUCCUUUGCGGCGGUCCCGUGGACGUGACGUUCGCCAAGGGGAAUCCCAAGAUCGGCGCCAUUAUCUGGGCUGGGUACCCUGGACAAGCCGGCGGGAUCGCCAUUGCUCAGGUCCUCUUCGGAGAGCACAACCCCGGGGGGAGGCUGCCGGUGACAUGGUACCCGAAGGAGUACGCGACGGCCGUGGCCAUGACGGACAUGCGGAUGCGCGCGGACGCGUCCACGGGCUACCCCGGGAGGACAUACAGGUUCUACAAGGGCAAGACCGUCUACAACUUCGGCUACGGGCUCAGCUACUCCAAGUACUCCCACAGCUUCGUCUCCAAGCCGCCGGCGUCCAUGAUGGCGUCCAAGCUCGACGGGCUCAAGCUCAAGGCAAUGGAGUCGUCGGCGUCAGGAGCCACGAUCAGCAGCUACGACGUGGAGGAGAUGGGCGAGGAGGCGUGCGAGAGGCUCAAGUUCCCGGCGACGGUGCGGGUGCAGAACCAUGGCGCCAUGGACGGGAAGCACCCGGUGCUGCUGUUCCUGCGGUGGCCGGAGACGAAGGGGAACGGUGGGAGUAGCGGGAGGCCGGCGAGGCAGCUUAUCGGGUUCCGGAGCGUGAAGCUGAGGGCGGCGGAGGCGAAGCACGUGGAGUUCGAGGUCAGCCCCUGCAAGCAUUUCAGCAGGGCGGCCGUGGACGGGAAGAAGGUGAUCGACAAGGGGUCGCACUUCGUCGUGGUCGGUGAUGAUCACGACGAGUUCGAGUUGAGCUUCAUGGCUUGAGAGUUGAGAGAAAUCUAAUCUGCUGCUGCUUCGAUCGGUAGAUGAGGCGUUGAGUUAUGUCGAUCUACAAGUGUAAUCACCCUUGCUUCUUCGAAUGAAGGACGGACCCCUGUCUAACUUAUCUGAACGAGAGAAUGAUAAUUUACAAGCAGAGAUUACAUUA